This is a messenger RNA of Ooceraea biroi (clonal raider ant), 1479 nucleotides long. RefSeq names its product death-associated protein 1. Gene Ontology annotation, biological process: apoptotic signaling pathway; negative regulation of autophagy; cellular response to amino acid starvation. Gene Ontology annotation, molecular function: death domain binding. The record is from RefSeq and is a predicted model, not a curated record. NCBI's taxonomy places the organism in Eukaryota, Metazoa, Arthropoda, Insecta, Hymenoptera, Formicidae.
CUAGCGGAUCGGCGGAAAAGAGAGAGCGCGCAGUGUAUGUGCGUUGCGUUGCGGUUGCGGACGAACGAACGAACGGCGAGGCGGCGGUAUCUGGCCGAUACUCUUCCAUCAGGAAUACUCAAUCGACAGCGCGGACGAGUCUGACCGACGGUCACGACGAGAUGUCGAGCGGAGCGGACGAGUGCAAGCUGGAGCUGAAGGCUGGGCAUCCGCCGGCAGUGAAGGCGGGCGGCAUGAGGAUAACGCAGCACAAGACGCCGAAGGACGAGCGCGAGACGAAGCCCAGUAAGGACGUCGAGGAGAGCAAGCCGUCCAGCAGUCCGCCGAAGACGAUAAUGAUCAGCGGCGCCCCGGCCAAGGGAAACGCAGAUUUUCCGCCGGAGGCUGUGCAACACUUCCACGAGAAGCCUACACCGACGCACGACGCACGGCCGGCGCAUUGUUCACGUCCCAUCAUCAUCCAGCAGCCCAGGAAGUGAGCCGCACUUCUCGAGAGCGUACCGAAUUGGCGGGCCACGGUCCGCAGAGUCAUUUCGUUGAGUUUAUGAGAAAGAAGAUUAUAAUUAUAUAAAUAUAUAUAUAUAUAUAUAAAUCUAUAUAUGGGAGAUAGGUAUAUAUACAGCGUACUUAAAAACAGAAACAAAUUUUUAUGGGGACUAACUGAAGAAUUUAGACGUUGCGGCGCUCGAUUCCUUAACCGAUCCGAACGGGGGUUCCUUUUUUUUAAAGAGAUAUACGCAAUAAAAAUAACAUUUUAAUUUCCUACUUUCUACCUUUUAAGUUUCUGACUUCUCCGCCUAGAUAGAUUCGCGAUUGCACAAGCAGCGGAAGCACAGUGUGCCGAGUUCGUUCCUGGGGACGAACGAGACUCGUGCGACGGUCGGUUGAAGAAUCGAGGGAGCUCGAUUUCGCGCGUUGGGGGCGUCCAGCCGCAUCGCAAGAGAUACUAUAUCGUUGUUGAGAAACGAGAAAAGAAACGUUUAUUUUUUUGGGACGCGAUUUCUGUAUCGGCUGUAUUUAACGAACGGGCUUUCGCGAGUUUGUAUUUCGACUCGUUAUCGGCACAUCUUUAUUUUAUUAUUCCUCUUUCUUUAUUGCGCUAGAGCCAUCAUGUUUUCUUUUGCCGUAGAUUACGCAAUUACAUUAUUACGAUUAUAAAUAUUAGCGUAACAUAGACAUCACGCUUUACAUGAUCACUGUUUUUCGGGGACCAGUAUGCAUCGCGACUCGUGACGGAGCCCUUUUAUCGUUUACGUUUAGCCGCGCCUUCACACGACCUCACAUGUUUCCUUUUGUCCUUUCUUUUUACAUUCGUUUGACAAUAGGAUAGGAAUCCGUAGUUUUGAAUUUCAGGGAAUCGAGAUAUUAUUCAUUAAUAUAAGUGUUUUCAAGCGUGUAAGCGUCGAGCGAGACUCGUAGUUGGCGACAGUUUGUACAACUAUUUGAGAGAGAAUAAACAUUCGUAUAUGUACAAAGCCC